AGUGUGUGUGUGCGUGUACCGGUGCGUAAGGAGGGCACUUGGGCGGAGAGGGACGCAAAGCAUCGCGCCUGAGAGUUCAUCGCAGUCUGAAGCUCCGCAUUUUAUGUACACACUCCGCACAACUAACUCCAGUAUACAGGCUCGCGCAAACUUUCCCCCGCGUUGAGAAUGGCAGAGCCGGCACAAUCGAACAGCGAUGGAGAGGAGAAGAGCGAACCAAUGAGAGGCUUUGCCCGACAAGGUGCCCUGAGACAGAAGAACGUUCACGAAGUCAAGAAUCACAAGUUUAUCGCUCGCUUCUUCAAGCAGCCUACUUUCUGCAGCCACUGCACGGACUUUAUCUGGGGUUUUGGGAAACAAGGAUUUCAGUGUCAAGUCUGCUGCUUUGUGGUGCACAAGCGUUGCCAUGAAUUCGUCACCUUCUCCUGCCCCGGAGCAGAUAAGGGUCCUGCAUCAGAUGACCCGCGCAGUAAGCACAAGUUCAAGGUCCACACUUACUCCAGCCCCACCUUCUGUGACCACUGCGGCUCUCUGCUGUACGGACUCAUCCACCAGGGCAUGAGAUGUGACCACUGUAUGAUGAACAUCCAUAAGCGCUGUGUGGCCAACGUGCCGAGUCUGUGUGGGACUGACCACACUGAGAGGAGGGGCCGCAUCCAAAUCACCGCAGAGAUCAAGAACAAUGUGCUCACCGUCAGCAUUAAAGAAGCGAAAAACCUGGUGCCCAUGGACCCGAAUGGCCUAUCUGACCCCUAUGUCAAACUAAAACUCAUCCCUGACCCCAAGAGUGAGAGCAAACAGAAGACCAAGACCAUCAAGUGCUGCCUGAAUCCCACGUGGAACGAGACAUUCACAUUUAAUCUGAAGGAGUCUGACAAGGACCGCAGGCUGUCUGUGGAGAUCUGGGACUGGGACUUGACCAGCCGGAACGACUUUAUGGGCUCUCUGUCUUUCGGCAUCUCGGAGCUUCAGAAGCAAGGAGUGAACGGAUGGUUUAAGCUGCUCAGUCAGGAAGAGGGCGAGUACUUCAAUGUACCUGUCCCAGCAGAGGGAGAAGAAGGCAAUGAGGAAUUCCGGCAGAAGUUUGAGAGAGCUAAAAUCGGUCCCAGCAAAACAACAGACGGCUCUUCCUCCAACGCCAUCUCCAAAUUCGACAGCAAUGGCAACCGGGACCGCAUGAAACUGUCCGACUUCAACUUUCUCAUGGUGCUGGGCAAGGGUAGCUUUGGAAAGGUGAUGUUGGCCGAGAGGAAGGGAGGAGAUGAGCUGUUUGCCAUAAAGAUCCUGAAGAAGGACGUGGUGAUCCAGGAUGAUGAUGUUGAAUGCACAAUGGUGGAGAAGAGAGUGUUGGCCUUGUCAGGAAAACCACCCUUCCUCACUCAACUGCACUCCUGCUUUCAGACCAUGGACCGCCUGUACUUUGUCAUGGAAUACAUCAAUGGUGGGGAUCUCAUGUACCAUAUCCAACAGGUCGGCAAGUUUAAGGAGCCCCACGCUGUGUUCUAUGCUGCAGAAAUCGCCAUAGGCCUGUUCUUUCUGCAUUUGAAGGGCAUUAUAUACAGAGAUCUAAAGUUGGAUAAUGUGAUGUUGGACGCAGAGGGUCAUAUCAAAAUUGCUGACUUUGGCAUGUGCAAGGAGAACAUGUUUGAUGGAAUCACCACCAAGACCUUCUGUGGGACCCCUGACUACAUCGCCCCUGAGAUCAUCGCUUACCAGCCGUAUGGAAAGUCAGUGGACUGGUGGGCUUUUGGAGUUUUGCUCUAUGAGAUGCUGGCUGGGCAGCCCCCGUUUGAUGGUGAGGAUGAAGAUGAGCUUUUUCAGUCUAUCAUGGAGCACCAUGUGUCCUAUCCCAAAUCCAUGUCCAAGGAGGCUGUGGCCAUCUGCAAAGGGCUGAUGACCAAACACCCAGGCAAGCGUCUGGGCUGUGGCCCUGAGGGUGAGAGAGACAUCAGGGAACACGGCUUCUUCCGUUACAUGGAUUGGGAGAAGCUGGAGAACAAGGAAGUUCAGCCACCAUUUAAACCAAAGGCCUGUGGCCGGGAUGCAGAGAACUUUGACCGCUUUUUCACCCGCCAUCCACCGGUUCUCACCCCUCCAGACCAGGAGGUCAUCAUGAACCUUGACCAAGACGAGUUUGAGGGCUUUUCCUUCAUAAACCCAGAAUACCUUGCCAUGGAAGCCCAGAGUUAAGGGCGACCCCCUAAAACUAACCCAACCCUCCAUCAAACCCCCUCUUCAUCAAACCUCCUUAUGUUUAUGUACCAUACACUCCGUGAAACGACCACGUGUAUGUACAUAAACAGCCAUGCACUGAAACUAAACCAUCUAUAUACCAUACAUAUGCAUGCAAAAUUUCAAUAUUCGUAGAUUAGCCUAAAGGCCGCUCCGGCUUUCACAACAUCCCAUUGAAUGUAUCCACGCUGGAGGAACGUUUGAAUCUAAAGGCCUUUGUCUUUAUUCGAUUUGUACUCUACAGCUUUCCUGAAUGCGGUUUGUAUUGCAUAGCGCUGUUUUAAACUACCCUCAGAUGUGUCUGUUGCAGCACCGUAGGUGUUCAGAAUCAGCCAUUUGCACUAAAGGUGCAUGAAUCGCAUACGAGAUGCAUAAUGGCUAGCCUCGCUCUCCUUAUCCAGCCUGUGACAGUGAUACUUUGCUUGUUUCAAAAAGAAUGCAAACUCAAAAGGUUUUUGCAUGAUGAUAUUGAUGAUAGUUUUGCCUGAACUUUUAUGAUACAUAUGACUUUAGUUUCCUCUAUAGUGCACCCUAGUCUUAUCUUAAUCUCUGACUUGCAUUGUACAGACUAGUAGAUAACAGAAAUUUACCAGUUUUUUUCUCGAAGCAUGAGUAAAUCUGACUUUUUUAGGAUGCCUGUAUCCUGUUUGCGUGUAUGUACGGGCCAAUAGAGCUUAAUGGAUGUGCCUGAUUGUGGUAGUGAUCUGCUUUUUUGCCUGAUCAUCUCACACCAUCAGCAAACACUCACCCUCGUACAGGAAGCAUGACUCCUGUAAUGGUUCCCGUUGGCUCUUCCUUGUUUAACACUUGACUUCUGCUUAAAGGUCAGCCGGAUUUUAUCGAGAGGUAUUUGACAGGCAUAUUAAAUAUCAACUACCUCCUGCUAGAGACAAUUACAGAUUGAGGUAGGAUGUGAGAACAAGUGCUAAUAUCAGAAAAGAGCUAGUGCUGUAGCCAAUAACCUGUAAAAGACCCAUCGGCCGUAUAUUACUGACCCCUAUGUUCGAUAGGAUUUUUAAUGGGUACGAUCUGGAAUCUCCAGAAAACUUUUUUCAACAUCACUGGGGUUUACACUGACAAAAGGAUGAGUAGUCAGCCGUGGGUAAUAUUUUAAAAUGAUACCCUAGAUUUCAUUGAAAAGCUUGUGUAUGAGCAAAUUAGUCAAGUUGGGACCCAUUGAUAUAGCUUCGCUUGAAUGAUUCCAUCUUGAAGCUUGUCAAUAGAGACCUGCCACGUGAUAAUAUGCUGAAACUUGCUAUGUGAAGGAAUACCACAUUUGUGUGUAACAUAAUAUUGAGCAUCAAAGACAAAGUUGAGAAGAACAGGAUAUAAAUUUGCAGCACCAUUAAAUAGAGUAGCUUUAGAAAUAAACCAUUUUGAGCGUGUAAACAUUGCUCAUAAUCGCCAACAAUAGGGGUCCGAUGAAGCUAUCUGACAUUGUGUUAAUGGGUCCAACAGGGGCUGCUCAGUGUUUUAAUACGGUGCCCUAAUUUAGCAUGGUGACUGCUCUGAUACGACUGUUGGUCUAGAAACGCGAGCACUGUUCAUGUCAGUGGUAACAGCAGCGAAGUCCCAGUGUGGAACAGAUACCGUAUCACUAAAUGCAACUGGAAAGGCCACAAGAGCCACACAUCCACAGAAAUGGGUCAGAUCCUCUCAGACAUCAGAGUUCCCUGAGCGGUUAUCCGUGCUGACUAGCGGCCAGUGGCUUUUAUUGGAAACCACUGGGGCUUCAUAUCAUAUCUUCAUCAUAGGAUUUCAGGGAAGGGAUAAUCUCUCUAAAAUGGUUUCUCACAUGAGAAGGGUUCCAGAUAUGUUGUAGAAAAAGGUCAGAUACUUGGUUAAAACAAAAACUGUGCAUUUGUCAUUACUGCCAAAAAUACAGCGAGCAGUGCAGCGUAGGGCUUUGAUGUGUUUUUUUUUAAGUGUCUUAAAAUAAGCAAAUAAAAUGUGUCAAAUGUUAUUGAAUGUUAUGAAUUCUAUGUGGUCAGUAUUGUAGAUAAAAAUAAAAUAAAAAGGGGGGAUUUUUUUGUGUUUUCUAUACCAUAAAUUGUGCAUAGACUAAAGAAGCCUUGUGCAUGAAUUACUGAGAACUGAUUCAGCGUAAUAGACAUUUUAGAUGAGUAUUAUAGCGAGUGCUCUUGACCUUUCUGUGUGCUUUGCUUCAUAAAUCCUCAAUGCUUUUCUUGUGCCAAAGUAUUUUCCACAGAAAAAAAAAAAAACACAAGUAUACAUUGAAAUAAAACUGAAACAUCAAUAGCCA
Molecule: messenger RNA, 4495 nt
Organism: Ctenopharyngodon idella (grass carp)
Lineage: Eukaryota; Metazoa; Chordata; Actinopteri; Cypriniformes; Xenocyprididae
Gene: prkcbb
Product: protein kinase C, beta b
Exons: 17
Coding region: 169-2190 (673 amino acids)
Biological process (GO): protein phosphorylation
Molecular function (GO): zinc ion binding; diacylglycerol-dependent serine/threonine kinase activity; ATP binding
Source: RefSeq, a predicted model, not a curated record